Messenger RNA from Oikopleura dioica, 483 nucleotides. NCBI's taxonomy places the organism in Eukaryota, Metazoa, Chordata, Appendicularia, Copelata, Oikopleuridae. The record is from the annotation of a GenBank genome assembly.
AUGAAGAACACAAAAUUUUUAUUUCUAUUUUUGGCAAUUCAACGUAUCGACGCUUGUUUUUGGGGAAGAAAUGAAGAAAUAUCUGAGAAAAACACCAAUUCUUCAAAAAUUUUCCCUUCAAAAAGUCCCCCGAGAAUAAAUACUCGACCAAAACCACCAUCAAAAAAGAAAAAGAAGCCGAAGAAAAAACAAGCUCCUCCCCUAAUUGACUAUGUUGGCGACAAACCGAAAUGGGAAAGUGUUCCACAAAAGGGAAAAGUUUGCACUGCCACCAGUACCGCAGCUGUUCCUUGCAAAGACCCGAUAAAAGUCGGGGCCAAGUGCGAUGAAAGAAUGAACUGGAGUAAUAAUGGAUACAUCCAAAGUAUCGUUCAUUGCAUCAAGAACCCAAAAGGAGGUGUCAUCAGGAAAGAAUUGCGGCAAGAAUGCAAUUAUGAUUCUGGAGUUCUAAAGUGCUGGCAACACUGGUCGACCACUGGCUGA